CACUCACACAGUCCACGUAGAAUCACCAGGUAUCCUAAACGCUUUGGACUGUGAGAGGAAGCCGGAGUACCUGGAGAUAACUUCCACACAGAAAAGCCCAGAGGAUUCAAACCCACAUCCUAAACAUUAUUACACUAACUGAAAUUUAAAAUAAAAAAUUACAAAGGAUCAUUUUUAAAUGAAAUAUUUCUAAUACUAUUAGUGAUAUGUAAGAACAGCACCGCAGGUUGUAGGUUUUGUGAGAUGUAAUUAGUGUAAUUUAACGUAUUUAAAUGUGUUUCGUCGCUGUGGUUGUUGACUUCAACUACAGCUGUGAGUGUGUCAGUUACACAGUUACCCACACAGUUCAUGUUACUGGCGUUUCUCGUGUUUGCGUUGAUGCUCUUAUUGCGAAAAGCUCAAACCGGAUACAUUUCUCGGCCGUUGCUCGCUUGUAGUGGCGGUAUGAAAAAUGGCUAUCGUCAGAUUCGGUGAACUAUCGGACUCUUUUCACUUAAACGGUCCGUCUCAUUAACAAAGCGCGACAGCGAGCAAUGCGAGUCGGAGCGGCGACCGGCCCAAACCGGAGCUAGCCGGCGGUAGUUAGCAUGUUCCCCGGCCGCUGGAGCGGCUCUGUGUCCGGCUGAAGCAGAUGGGAGCCGCGGUGAAAUCAAGCAAAAGGCGGAAGACUGCGUAUCAACAGACACGGCUACAGCUAACUGUUCGCUCCGACAUGCAGGAAAACGGAAACCGACAGUGCAGGGUUUAAAGACAGCGAAGGGAACAUUUCGACUGGUGACCUCCUCCUUUAUGGAGCCACGACAGGACGGCUUGAACUGAGUCGGCUCCAACACUCGGCUGAACGCGGCGCUCACCCAAACUCAGGAUGGCGAGCAGGAGGAAGUCCACCAUCCCCUGCAUGGUUCCUCCCCGAGAAACUGUGGACUCGGACCAGGAGAUGGAGGAUGUAACAGGCGCGGCGGAUCCAGAGGACAGCAACGGCGCGGCAACCGUCUCCUCGGAGGCUUCCGGCCUGCUGGAGGAGCGAGGAGAGGAGGCCGACGGCAGGCGUGACGUCGUGGCGUCGGACCCCUACCUGGACUUGAAUGCAGCGGAGGGAGGCUACGAGUGCAAAUACUGCAGCUUCCAGACGUCGGAGCUCAACCUGUUCACCAUGCACGUGGACACGGAGCAUCCCGACGUCGUCCUCAACACCUCCUAUGUCUGCAUGGAGUGUGACUACCACACCAAGAGAGGCAUCGCCUUCAGCAAGACGCCCAUCAUGAGGAACAAGAGCCGAGCUGAGCCCAAGAAGUUCACCGCCGCGCACAAGAUGGCCGUCGACGAUGUCAUCAAAGUGGAAAGCGACGACGAGGAUGACGACAAGGAGCCGCCUGCGCUGUCGCCCGCGCCGACGGUCCCCGCUGCCGUCGCCCCUCGCCUCAUCCCCGUCACCGCGCCGCUGCAGGUCCAGGCCGUGCCGCAGAGCAUCGUGGUGAACAGCCCCAACGUGCUGCAGAUCAAAGGCGGGGCCUCCCCCGCUGGUGGCGGCGUGCUGCCUCCGGGGACGCUGGCGCAGGUUCUGUCAGCCCUGCAGAGCCAGCAGAACAGCACGCAGACGCAGCUCCUCAUCCCCAUCAGCAGCAUCCCCACCUACAACGCAGCCAUGGACAACAACGUCCUGCUGGUCAGCGCCUACAACAGGUUUCCGUAUCCCUCGGUGUCGGAGAUCGUGGGCCUUUCGUCACAGACCAAGUUCAGCGAGGAGCAGAUCAAAGUCUGGUUUUCUGCUCAGAGGCUCAAACACGGAGUCAGCUGGACGCCGGAGGAGGUGGAGGAGGCGCGGAGGAAGAAGUUUAACGGCACAGUGCAGACCAUCCCUCAGACCAUCACCGUCAUCCCCGCUAACAUCGCCGCCACCACGAACGGCCUGCAGAACAUCUUCCAGACGUGUCAGAUCGUCGGUCAGCCGGGCCUCGUCCUCACUCAGGUGGCCGGGAACAGCGGCGCGGUCCCCGUCGCCUCUCCCAUCACGCUGACGGUCGCGGGUGUCCCCGGCAGCCAGCCCAAAGCCGCCGAGCCGUCUACGUCCGAAUCGAACGCCGAGAUGUCGUCUUCGUCGGCCGGCGUGUCGCUCGGUCUGGACUCGACCACAAGCAAGCCGAAGAAGUCCAAAGAGCAGCUGGCAGAGCUGAAGGCGAGCUACAGCCGGCGGCAGUUCGCCACCGAGGCGGAGAUCUCGCGCCUCAUGCAGGUCACCAAACUCUCCAAGCGAGCGAUAAAGAAGUGGUUCAGCGACACGCGCUACAACCAGAGGAACUCCAAGGACCACCACAGCCUGCUGCUGACGCAGGCCACGCCUGGCAGAGCCGCGGCCGGCGGCGGCCGAGGAGGAAGGAGCAGCGGCGGUGGCAUCAGCAUCAACGAUAGCAACAACAGCGACAACACCUCCACCAUCGUCAUCGACUCCUUUGUCCUGCAGGUGAAGUCCGGUAAGGCUUUUCUGAAGGAGUACUACCUCAAGCACCGAGCCCUGAGCGAGAAGGACCUGGACGAGCUGGUGGCAAAGUCCAGCAUGAGCUACGAGCAGGUCAGAGACUGGUUCUCCGAGACCGCCAGGAGGGCGGAGGAGGGCACAGAGCUUUUCAGCGAUGAGGAGGCGGAGGAAGAGGAUGAGGAGGUCCAGAGGGUUUCAGCCUCAGGUGGGUCUCGCUCAUAGAUCCCAGGAUGCUAGAGGAGCGAUCCCGUUUGAUCCUGGUUACAGAGCGCUGCUCCAGCUCGUCCUCCUGUGGUGGGGGCGGGGCGGCUCCGGUCCCUGCAGGGCUGCAGUGCGAGCUUGGUUUGUUCCCUUCAGUGGACGGAAGAUCUGGGCUGAGCGAUGGCCUCCACCUCUGGGUUGGUCCACUGGGUUGGUCUUCAGCCGCAGGUCAGCUGGGUCCCGAAUCAGCGAAUCAGCGGGCUGGGAGUGAGAAGCCGCUCCAAGUUUGUCUGCAGGAACGGGACAGCUUGUCUGUCAGUUUUCCAGAUGCUCUGCGUUCCCUGACCCCUGCUGACGGGCUGCGAGUGGUGACCGCAGGUCGGUCGCCUCCUGACCGCCCUGAAAGGAGGCAGCCGAGGUGGCUCGGACUCCCGAACACCUAUCAGAGGUGUGGCCAGGACACACUGGAGAGGUAACAGGUAAACAGCUGUGAUCCAGCUCAGCGCUCGGACAGAACAGGGACAUCACCGGACGUGUCACAGAGCAAAAACUAAAAGUUCAGAUGGAAGUGGAUUUUUCCUUUAACGCUGUGCGGACACCGACUCGCUGCUCGGAUGAUUUUUUCUGAGUUUUUAAAAAAAAAAAAUCUGAACUUUACAAACCGAUGAAGUUGAGAAACAUUUGAACCCGAGCGCCGCCUCCUCGUCUCCUCGUCCAAAAAGCAAACACACACAGGCAGGUGCGCUCUACUUCAGGAAACAGGCAACUUUACCUCAGUCGGUUAAGCUACAAACUCGGCAAGAUUGUGACAUUUACACUCGACGACAGGUUUCUCCUUUACUGUAUGCAUGAAAAUAAUUAUGUCUUUCAGACGGCGUUCGCCACCACAGGCAGCGAAUCGCUUCAAAGAGGAACA
This is a messenger RNA of Haplochromis burtoni (Burton's mouthbrooder), 3593 nucleotides long. RefSeq names its product zinc fingers and homeoboxes protein 1. Gene Ontology annotation, molecular function: DNA-binding transcription factor activity, RNA polymerase II-specific; DNA binding. NCBI's taxonomy places the organism in Eukaryota, Metazoa, Chordata, Actinopteri, Cichliformes, Cichlidae. Gene Ontology annotation, biological process: regulation of transcription by RNA polymerase II. The record is from RefSeq and is a predicted model, not a curated record. Gene Ontology annotation, cellular component: nucleus.